This is a messenger RNA of Fomitopsis serialis, 1175 nucleotides long. RefSeq lists its product as uncharacterized. The record is from RefSeq and is a predicted model, not a curated record. NCBI's taxonomy places the organism in Eukaryota, Fungi, Basidiomycota, Agaricomycetes, Polyporales, Fomitopsidaceae. The coding region runs from base 1 to 738 and encodes 245 amino acids. The transcript is spliced from 8 exons.
AUGUCAGCGGACACAGUUGCGAAGACUAUCGAUGUUCUCGACAUAACCACAGCAAUCUAUACCUACGACCGCACCCUCACCCUUUGGUGGGAGGUAGACUUGAUAUGGCAGCGACGGAAAAUGUCGGUGGCGACUGCUUCCUAUAUGCUAAUGCAUACGUCUGCAGCGGUGUAUCUGUAUGGUCAGGUCAUGGCCCAGAUGCUCAAAAGUUGUAGAGUAAGGCUCAAAUUCCUUCGCACAUAUGGUUAUAUCAUGGACGUGGUGCAAUUAUCCGCCGCUGCUCUGUUCCAUAUUGCCAUUGGCGCUUUCACGGCAUUGCGUGCUUAUGCCAUCAGUAGUCGCUCAACGCCGCUUGCGUCCGCGAUCUUCUUGUUCUCGGUUGUGCUCGCCGCUGUAGACAUAUAUGAGGUCUGUACAAUAGUAGCCGUUGUUGUGCCAGACCCGGUUGGCUGCCUACUCACUGUGGGUGGCGCAAGUUACAGUAUAUGUGGCUGGGCAAGCAUCCGUCAUUAUCGCCGAGGCUUUGCUUGUAGCGGUAACGUGGCGCUAUGGAUGCAUGGCUCACCUCGUCGAGACGCAUACCAAUAUGCCGAUUACGGGCGUAUUGCUCAGGCAUGGGUUCUCGACCUAGGCAUCAUUUACUUUAUCACGAUACUCGCUCUCCUAAUCGUCAACAUGACACUGAGCGAGACGAUUGUCGGUAUUACCCCUGCCUACUGCGUCAUUGCGCCAUACUGAUAUUGUCACUUCAGAUUAGCAAUGGAUUUGUCUCAUCUAUCCUCUCUGCGUGCGUUUCAUACUAUCCAAAAACGAUGGCGCUAACCGUAUACACGCUCCUCAGGCUGCAAGCAGCCCUACUCUCGCACUUCUACCUCAACUUACACGAAGCGAGUUCAUUCGAACUACCUACUAAUGCAUCACAGAUAUCCGACCUUCGUUUCGCGCGUUUGGUGCCAAACCUCGCGGGUUGCUUCCCCUACAGCGCACACAGCUUUCCCGACGAUGAUGCGGAUGCGGAUCCAGGGAGCGAUAUCGAUUCGUAGGAGGAGCCAGUGUAUGCGCAACGGAUAGAUGUUGAGCAGCCGGCAGUCGCGAGAGGCAUCGUCGGGGACUGGGAACCAUCAAUAUGAUGAGCCACAGAGGACCUCUCCGUGGAAGGCACCAGGAGUGUCAUA